ACCAUGGAAGCCAUUGAUGGUGGGAAGCUUUUUUCCAAUGCCUACCUAAUGGAUUUAGGUGCCUGUGUCCAAACAUUACGCUACUUUGCAGGCUGGGCUGAUAAAAUCCAUGGGCGUACUAUUCCAAUGGAUGGAAACUUUUUUACCUUUACAAGACAUGAGCCUAUUGGUGUGUGUGGCCAAAUUAUUCCUUGGAACUUCCCGUUGAUUAUGUUUGCCUGGAAGGUAGCCCCUGCCCUUUGUUGUGGAAACACGGUGGUUGUCAAGCCAGCAGAACAGACUCCACUGACUGCCCUUCACAUGGGAUCCUUAGUUAAAGAGGCAGGAUUUCCACCUGGAGUUGUGAACAUCGUGCCAGGCUUCGGCCCCACUGCUGGAGCAGCAAUUUCUCACCACAUGGAUGUAGACAAAGUGGCUUUUACAGGCUCUACAGAGGUUGGAAAACUGAUUAAAGAAGCAGCAGGCAAGAGCAAUCUGAAGAGAGUUACUUUGGAACUUGGAGGAAAAAGUCCUAACAUUAUAUUUGCAGAUGCAGACUUGGACACCGCUGUGGAAUCGGCACAUCUUGGUCUGUUCUACCACCAGGGACAGUGCUGUGCAGCAGGAUCUAGAAUAUUUGUGGAAGAGCCUAUUUAUGAUGAAUUUGUUCGACGGAGCAUUGAACGAGCAAAGAAGUACACUCUUGGGAACCCUCUGUUGCCUGGUGUGCAGCAAGGCCCUCAGAUCGAUCAGGAGCAGUUUCAAAAAAUCCUGGAUCUCAUUGAGAGUGGGAAAAAAGAAGGAGCCCAACUGGAAUGUGGAGGAGGUCGAUGGGGAAACAAAGGUUACUUCAUCCAGCCCACGGUUUUUUCCAACGUCACAGAUGAUAUGCGCAUCGCCAAAGAAGAGAUAUUUGGACCU
Tauraco erythrolophus (red-crested turaco) is the source of this 900-nucleotide messenger RNA. The record is from RefSeq and is a predicted model, not a curated record. Lineage: Eukaryota; Metazoa; Chordata; Aves; Musophagiformes; Musophagidae.